Molecule: messenger RNA, 843 nt
Organism: Medioppia subpectinata
Lineage: Eukaryota; Metazoa; Arthropoda; Arachnida; Sarcoptiformes; Oppiidae
Source: the annotation of a GenBank genome assembly
AUGUCUGUUAUAUACGACUUCACGGGUAAAGUAGUGUUGAUUACGGGUUCGAGUUCGGGCAUCGGUGCGGCCACUGCUGUCCAGUUCGCCCAAUCGGGUGCCAGUGUUGUGGUCACCGGUCGUAGAGCUGAUAAAGUGGCAGAAGUAGGCGAACAGUGUCUGAAAGUAUCGCCAAAAGGAAUUAAAGCGCUGGAAGUGACGGCAGAUGUGACCAAACGGGAAGACAUGCGACGACUCGUCGACCAAACUAUCAAACAUUUCGGUAAACUUGAUAUUCUGGUCAAUAACGCCGGACUUAAUGCCAGACCAACUGAUGAGGACUUUUACGAGAAAUACGAGACAGUAAUGACAAUUAAUCUCAAUUCUGUGGUUUAUUUAACGCAUGUAUGUGUCGAUUGCGGAUCGAGCCACGUGUUGACAUUAUUAGUAGUGUUAGUGUUUGAGUUCUCGGGCCUUUCGAGGCAAUCCCACGGCGCGUCUGGGGGCUUCACGCCGGUCGCAGCGCGUGUCGGUUCCUCCCUGACCACAUGUGCAGUGGAUAUGUUUACUAAAUGUAUGGCAGCCGAGUUGGGCCCUAAGCGCAUCCGGGUUAAUCUCGGGGCCGAUACGCACCGGUUUUUUACAACAAUGGGCGCAACACAGGGCGACUCCGAUAAGUUGUUUGAAGCCUACGCUAAAAAAUUACCGGUUGGCCGCUACGGCUUGUCUGAAGAUAUUGCCGGUAGUAUACUAUACCUGGCCAGUGACCAUGCUGCUUUUGUCACCGGCACUAAUCUUGUUUGCAAUGGCGGGGCCGUUGCCGUCAAUGCACUUUACUCCGAAAUUCUUAAGAUUGUGGUUUAA